ACCAACUAUGGUACCGUCAAGAUCGGGGAUUUAGGACUCGCCAGAAAGUUCAAUAACCCGCUUCAGAGCUUGUACACGGGUGAUAAAGUGGUGGUGACGAUCUGGUACCGAGCACCUGAACUUUUGAUGGGGGCUCGCUAUUAUACACCUGCAAUUGACUUGUGGGCAGUGGGAUGUAUUCUUGCAGAAUUGCUUAGUCUUCGGCCCAUCUUUAAGGGAGAGGAAGCUAAGUUUGACAUCAACAAUAAGAAGCUGGUGCCUUUCCAAAAAAACCAGUUUCUCAAGAUCAUAGAGAUAUUGGGAGUUCCCAACGAAAAGGACUGGAGCAAUUUGAGUAAUUACCCCGAAUAUUACAGUUUCAAGCAGAUGGCAGAAAGCUACACCGGAAACACCAACUCUAACCUACUCAAUUGGUACAAGCUUGUGGGAGGCAACAACAAACUCUGUUAUAAGUUGCUUGAAAGCCUUUUGUUGUAUGAUCCAAGUAAGCGGAUUACUGCUGAAAACGCAUUGAUGCACGAGUUCUUUAUGGAAGCUCCAAAGGUAGACGAGAAUGCCUUUGACGGACUACAGUUCAAGUACCCUAAACGGAGGAUAUUCACUGAAGACAAUGAUAUUGUGUCGAACAAUAUCACCAAGAGAGUUACUAAUGACGAUGGCAUGAGAAAGAAAAUCCGCCAGUAAAUAUAUAUAUACGCGCUUCUCGAAUUUGCAAAUCUCACAAAAACCAUGAAUGUUAUAUACAAUGGGCCAUAUUCUAAUGUGUAUCGCGAGGACAAAUACGCUGUCAAGAAAGUAGAUCGGGACUUUAGUCUACCACCACACAACAUCGAUAGGGAGCUCCAGCUUGUGAAAUCACUAGACCAUCCCAAUGUGAUCAAGUUUCUCAAGGUGGAAAACAAGCUUGACGAUGUGAUGAUGUACAUGGAGUUCUAUCCACAAAACCUUCAGGAGUACUUGAAGGCCAAUUGCAGAAAAAAGAGCCGGUUUGUGGUCGGCCAAGUGCUGUUUGUGACCGAAAGCCGGCUUUCGCUUGACUCAAUUGCACAUGUGCUUGACCAGGUCAUCGAGGCUAUCUGGUUUGUGCACAAAAAUGGCAUAAUUCACCGGGAUAUCAAGCCCAGCAAUUUCUUGGUGACUCAAGAGCCCGAGUUAAGAGUGGUUCUUUGCGACUUCAGUAUUCUGGUUGCCGUUGGCGAAAAUGAUCAGAUUCUGGAUGUGUGUUCAACCUACUACAAGCCAUUGGAGGUGAUAUUUGGACUUGAGUACGGGCUUGAAAUCGACGUCUGGGGAUUGGGGAUCAUGAUUCUGCAUUUGUAUUCUAGAAGUUGCACAAAUACGUUAUUUGAAGAGGAAGACAUCAAUGAUGGUUACAGAGCCAUCAGCGACUUUAAGAUCAUAGAUCGCAUAUUCAAGCGAUUCGGCACCCCCACCAAAGACGACGAAAAUAGCAUUAACUACUGGCCUGAAAUUUUCGAGGUUGAGAAUUUCCAAUUGAUACAGUUGAACUCCCGCCCCAGGCAGCUUGAUAUCUUCCCUCGGGGUACGGACGAGAAGAUGGUGACGCUUUUCAACCGGAUUUGUGACAUGAACCAGAAGCGCAGGAUUGCGAUGAGCGAGGUGCGAGAUCGGUGGACGCAGAUAAGAGAAGGUAGCAGUUAAGCAUGAAAUGACCGUUGCCACACACCAUGGUAAUUGGCUGGUAUAGGAGCAACCCUACGCAGGUGCCCCAAAAGCGCAAAUUAAAAAUAAAAACUUAAUCCAUGCGGCUGCCAAACGCCAAAGUAUUGAUUUGAGGCAGUAACUAGCAGGAAGUGAAUAGUCACUAUAUAAUUCCCAAAUGUGACAUACAUAUAACAAGCUGCCAAGUAGCUUCUAGUUCAUUGAAUAUACACGGUGGUAUCACUUAGCAGAGACAUUAGGAUGUAAGGGCACUUGAGGUAUGCCUCGGGGUAAAACUUUAACGAGGCUAUAGGAGGCUACAAGAAUUUGUGACAAGUUUAGCGCUAAAAGCACUCUGUCGCCGGUGGAGCACCAUCUGUAGCCGGAUCGUAGAUAGCCGGCAACGACAAUUUCAAGUGCCAACGCGCAUCAUCCUUCUCCACAUUUCGCACACAAUUGGGGAAGAGCUCAAGGCCAGAAAAAGUCGAGAUGACAGGAAUAUUUUUUUAGGAAACCCUUAUAAGACAAGUCGUACAGU
Yamadazyma tenuis ATCC 10573 is the source of this 2200-nucleotide messenger RNA. The record is from RefSeq and is a predicted model, not a curated record. NCBI's taxonomy places the organism in Eukaryota, Fungi, Ascomycota, Pichiomycetes, Serinales, Debaryomycetaceae.